CCAGCCGCUCGGCGUCGUCACCGCGGUGCAUUGUGGUCCCGUACGGUCCUGACACUGGAAGCUAACAGAUGAAACUACACAGGGUGCUGCUAGCUGGCUGUAUGAAGUGCACAAGGAUAUAUCCUCCUUUUGGUGGGAACUUCAGUUCUGAAAGUGUUUCCCCCUCAAGAACAAUUGGGACCCGAACCCCUGUCCUUUGGAGUGCCAAUACUGUACUCUACCCACUGAAGUACUCUGUGCCACUUGGAAAUAGAAAACUGGGAUUGUGCAGCAGGAGUUACAGCAGUGUUGGUUCAGAUGCAGUCUGGGGUCAAACAUGUCAACACAGAAGAUCUCAUCAGUCUGCUGCAGUGAGGAAGGAGAACCUGCUGCAAGGAGGUGCACCAUGGCCUGUGUCCUUUAUCCGCUACAGAGUGUCAGACGUCUCCAGUGUGUCUCCAGCUGUUGUAGUGAUGAAUUUUGACCAAGAGGGAAAUGUGACAACAUUUGAGAAGAAGAAAACAGAGCUUUGCCAGGAGCUAAGUCUUCAGGCCAGAGACCUUCGAUUUCAGCACAGUACCAGCUUAAUAGCUAGAAACAACUGCAUUAUCAUACGGAUGGAGUCUUUAAAAGCCAUCGUGACCCCACAGUCCUUGUUGGUGUUGGAUUUUCGUGGUUUUGGAUUGGAACGUUGGUUGGUACUGGAGCUGGCCCCUCAGCUAGCAUCACAGUCACACUCUCUGCCCUUUGAGUUCAGAGCACUGGAGGCCAUCCUGCAGCACAAGGUAAACACUCUACGAGCUCAGCUGAAUGAUGUCGAACCAGUAAUGUUGGACACAUUGGAAUCCCUGGUGGAUCCUAAAAUCCUUUCCGCUGAUAGAAGUAAACUACAUAUACUGCUGCAGAACAGCAAGAGCUUAUCAGAGUUGGAGACUGACAUCAAAGUAUUUAAGGAUACCCUGCUGAAGAUAUUGGAUGAGGAGGAGAUCGUUGAAGAACUCUGUCUGACCAAGUGGACAGACCCAAGAGUUUUUGAGGAGAGCAGUUUGGGUAUUGACCAUGCUGAGGAGAUGGAAUUUUUAUUGGAGAAUUACUAUAUGCAGGCUGAAGAGCUGGGGAACAAGACCAGAGAGCUGAAAGGACUGAUAGACGACUCUGAGAGUGUAAUCUUUAUCAAUCUGGACAGCCAUCGUAACGUGAUGAUGCGCCUGAGUCUGCAACUGUCGAUGGGUUCCUUCUCCCUCUCCUUAUUCGGUCUGAUAGGGGUGGCCUUUGGAAUGAAUUUGGAGUCGUCCUUUGAAGAAGACCCUCGCAUUUUCUGGCUGGUAACCGGCUUCAUGUUCUUGGGCAGCGGGAUGAUAUGGAGACGACUGCUGUCAUUUCUGGGACGACAUCUAGAGCCUUCAGUGCCCCCUCUUAUCCCUCAAGUUUGGAAGAGAACUCUGAAAGCAUCAGACAUCAAGGCCGGAGUCAGAUGAUGUCCUACCUCCAUUCGGUGAAAUGCCACAGACCUCCUACAGACCUCCUACAGACUCUGCAGCUUUAAGGACUAUUGUUUUAUCGCCCUGGACCUUCUGAAUUCUAUACAAAGGCCUCAUUGUUUUACUCCACUGUGCCUUUAGCCGAGGUUGAGACUGCAUUCAAAUGUCUGGAGACUCCAAUGUCUUAUGUGUGCUUUUGUGUCCCCUACAUUUCUGGAACUAUGUUGCUAGUAUUUCAGAUACUUUAUUAGAUGUCUUGAUAUCUAAUUGUAUUGAUGCAUUGGCACAGAGUGUUGCUUGGUCAUCUGUGGUUUUAUAUCAGUGCGUGGAUGCUGACGAGUGGCAGCAUUGGAUCUAAAACGGACAACAACCCCAACUAAUGAUAACUGGACAUGCACUUGUAUGUUCCUUCAUUUAAAGGGGGAAAUACAGUGCUAGAAGAUUAUUUAAAUCAAUAUGAGCGAAGUUUAUUUAAAUUAAUGUGAACCAAAUUAAUAUGUUGAGUUUAUUGAGAAGGUUUAUAGUGUUAUUUCUGUUAUGCUCAGUGUGUAAGUAUUUGCCUUUGUUGAGUGUUGACAGCGUGCAACAGCGUAACAUCCAUAUUGAAGACUACCAGAAAAUGUUUCUGCUUGGAAAAACAAGGAUUUGCCAGAUGAUAAUCUCAUAUCUGCUGUGUCUGUCAACAUAACUGAUGAAAAGCGACACACAGGACACAUUUUCAGGCACAAGCUCUGAGCAGCAUAAGCAAUUAUUUCUCAGUCUUUAAAAAACAUUUUACAAGUUUUGAGUUGAUAUUGUGUCUCCCUUUGUUAUUGUGAGUGUCUCCAAAUUUAAUUUGCUAAAAAAUUAAAGAUAUCUUAACA
This is a messenger RNA of Anoplopoma fimbria (sablefish), 2323 nucleotides long. It is a transcript of the gene mrs2, whose product is annotated as magnesium transporter MRS2. Lineage: Eukaryota; Metazoa; Chordata; Actinopteri; Perciformes; Anoplopomatidae. The transcript is spliced from 13 exons. Bases 69 to 1457 code for a protein of 462 amino acids. Gene Ontology annotation, cellular component: mitochondrial inner membrane. Gene Ontology annotation, biological process: mitochondrial magnesium ion transmembrane transport. Gene Ontology annotation, molecular function: magnesium ion transmembrane transporter activity. The record is from RefSeq and is a predicted model, not a curated record.